This is a messenger RNA of Stylonychia lemnae, 6642 nucleotides long. The record is from the annotation of a GenBank genome assembly. Lineage: Eukaryota; Ciliophora; Spirotrichea; Sporadotrichida; Oxytrichidae.
AUGAACCUAUGGUGGAAGCCCUAUAAUUUUGAUUCAGCAUAGAACUUAAUAACUCUAGGCAGCAUGCUUUCUGCUUCAAACAAGUGCAUAAAUCACAUGAGAGAUUUCACACUUUACAAGAUUGCUCUAAGUGAUUCUGAGAUUGCUCAAGUCAUGAGAUAGUAAAAACAUUUAGAGAUAUUCAGCUUUAUUAGAAUAGGAGAUGUCAAAGUCUAAAAGGUUUAAAUGGUUCGCUAUUACAAGUUCCAAAGAUAGAUGAAUGCUGCAAUUUAAUAUGACUAUUCACUUUUAGCUAGACAUUCAAGGUAGUACUUUCUUACCACUUUCUGGUCCGAUGAUGAUAUGUCUUUGUAAAUAUAGGAAGCCAUGAUGGAUUAGCCAUCCUUAUAUCAAGUAUUGACUAAUAAAGGAACAAAUGCUAUAUCUAUUGGAAGGCCUCUAUAUCCAAUUACCUUUAGACAAUUAAACUUUGAAUUCUGGGUGAGAUUGCAUGUGAAUCCCGGCAGUACGAAAUACACUCUGAUAUAGGAUGAAGACCCUAAUCCCUAAAAUUUCCAAAUAAUUGCGGAUACUUCUGCCUCGAUCAAAUUAGCAUUAUACUCAAGUACUUUCCUUAAUACAGGGGAUAGUGUAUUUCUAUCUACAGUGGCAAAUAUCUACUUGAAUACAAUUGUUUGGAAGCAUAUUUAUGUGGAUAUUGUAAUUCCCAGAAAAAGAGUGAGAGCAGGCAUUCAUUUUAAUUAGAUAGAGAAGACACUGACCUCUUGGCCUUAUAGAUAUUGGAAAUUAAAGCCUUUACAUAAUAAAAAAAUUCUUGAGGAUACUUCAAUUAAUCCUUAGUUUAUGCAAUAAUCAGAAUUACUAGAGUAUAUUUCUGAUUCAACUUAUCCGGUUUCUUAUUUCAUACUAGCUGAUCAUUAUGCUGCUAUGGUUUCAAUUGCAAACUCAGUGACUUUAAAAGUUUAUAAUAAGCAAACAAAUUAAUAUUAGGCUACAUAUGCAUCGAAUGUGAUGGGAAGUUGGAAUCAUUUCUUGUUUUACAGAUAAAUUUCUGGCUCUAAUGAUGUCAUAGAUGAAUUCAGAGUUUGGAAAGAUGGCACUUCCUCUGUAAGUAUUUUGAUUAAAAAAAUUUUCUAGAUCGACAUAACUAAUUACAUGCAUGUUUACAAACAAAAGAUAUAUGAUCCUUACGAUUUAGAAGGGAAUCUUGUAGACUAUUUUAGAUUCACAAAAUACAGCUCUGAUCCUGAAUACUACAAGAGAUAUGCAUAUAGGAGUAGUGGCAUUUAUCCAAUUAAUAUAAAUCAAGCUUUGGCCAUCACAACGGUUUAACUAAAAUAAACAGAAAACCUAUAAGAGUGUGAAUUAGGCUACUACUUCAAUGGAAUUAUCUGUAAAGCAGACUCUGCUAUACUUAAGGCCUUGAAUGCUCCAAGCCUCUUAUUUGCUUAGUUUAACUCAUCAACUCAAACGAAUGAUAAUUAUCAUUUAGGUUUCUAUUUUAGACUGUCUUAAAAAAUGUUCUCUAACACUGGAUAAGAUCUUGACUUAAUUAAUUCAUAUCCAUCAACUCCCUCACAAUUUUUCAGGAUGAGAGUAGAUGUAAGUACAAAAAUCAUAGUUACGAUUGGUGGGCAGGAUUUUAUUUAUGAGAUCCCAACUCUUACUCAUUUAUAAAUUGGAUGGUGGUAUUAUUGUGUAGACUUUAGUCAAAAUCAUUAUAUAUAUAUUGGUAAAUAAGAUGUAACUGGUUUCACAAACUAUGACCCAGAUUUUGCAAUUAGGGACUUCUUUAUUUCUUAUGGAGAAGAAAUUUAAUUUUCUAAAAAUCAAGCAUCAUAUCAUCCUAGAAAUAGAUGGAGCAUCUAAAGUAGUGGCAGCUUAUUUGUUUGGAACUGGGACUAAUUGGUAGUACUAAUAUGCUAAGGACCAUUUGAAGCCUAUCACUAGCAUCACUAGUACUAUUGUGGAAAAGAUUUGGCUGCAGGAUCUAUGAGUACAAUAACAUAAUCUAGCCAGUUUACAUUGACAAUGAAUGUAAAUAUUAAAGCAGUGAUUUCAAACAGCCUCAAAAGCCUUAUCUUUGUGCUUAAUCCAACUAGCACUAAUGAUUAUAUAAGAUUAGGAAUAAAACAUCAAUAUAUCGGUAACAGCUAUUAAGCUCAAGUAGAGCUAUAUUUGCAUGGUUUUACUAACACUAUCAGUGGGACCAACGAUUAAAUUUGCAACUUUUUAGUUGGAGCUUGGAGAGGUUUGAGUAUGAUAAAAGAUGGAAACACUUACAAAAUAGUAUGUAAUUACCUUACGAUGUCAACAUAAAAUGUUCCUUCAACCUAUUUUCCAUUUCAAUUUGAUGAUAAAAUUGAAAUUGGAGGAACUAGAGGAUCAUACAAAGAAUCAUUCAUGUAGAUUAGAGACUUCGCAUUUUACUCAGAAACUGCCCUUACCUAGCAGUAAUUGGACUCCAAUUAUCUUAACUUUACAAUUCCUACCAGAUCGUACUUUGCUCUAGACAUUAAUUUUAAAUUAGAUUUCGAAUUUGUAAUGAAGGAAAUGUUAGAGAUAAAACUUGCUAUUAGCACUCAUCUACUAGCUAUCCAGAUACUAUUCCUUUAAUGGUAACAGAUCAUGUCCUCAACUCAGGAAUAUUUUGGAUAAGCUCAGUUAUAAGUUUGUAUAGUACAGCAGAAGGGAAACUAUACUUCUAAUUACUAAAGCCUGAGAAAAAUUUAAUACGUAUACAAACUUAGCACCUGGGACAAAAUUGUGUAAAUUACUCAGCAAUAAUGCAGCAGUCAAAGAUGUUAAAAUAUGGCUAGAAGCUAUGCCAAUUAAUUUUUUAGUAUAAAACCAGGAAAAAAAGAGAAUAAGUAUAUUUCUCCAACCUAUUCAUUUGCCAAAACUGAAAAGUAUUGUGAGGCGACAUAAGUUUUUGAUGGAGUGUCUUGCCAAAGUUACAAAUAUUUACACCUUGAAACAAAUAGCUACAUAGGGUUGAAAUUUGCAAAUCCUAGUAUUUUAACCACUGAAGCAACAGUAGAGUUUUGGAUACUAUUUCAGAAAAAUUAAGAGGCUGGUUAAAUUAUCAGGCUAACAGAUUAAAUAUUAAAUGAUGUUAGAUUAGAAGAGGAUAGUAGCUACAAUACUAAUUUGUAGACUAUUAAUUAAGUGAAAUCCUAUUGGAGAAAAAUUGUUCUAACUCUAGAAUCAGUAUCAAUUAGCAGUACUCUUUUUACUGCUUAUCUAGGUUUAAACGAGGUGUGGAAGUAUCUGCAUUAAAUAUCCCAAUAUGCCGAGCAUUUAUUUGUUGUAACAGAUUCAGUUUAAGUCUACGAUGAUUUCAGCUAAUAAAUUAAGUUGUAGACAGUGCCUGUGGCAAGAUUUUUCCCUAAAUUAAAUGGAAAUGUCGAAUUAAAAGGAGACAAUAUGAAAAAUAAUAUAUAGACAUGGAGUGUAGAAUUUUGGCUAAAGUUUGUAUUCAAAGCUGGUUCUAUUACCAAUAUAAAACUUGAGAUUAAGCUCAUCUUUCUAUUGCAAAAAAUACAAAUAUUUACUAAAAAUUCACCUAAGGAGUAUAUUAUCAUUUCGCAGCAAUAAAUUCUGACACUAAAUUGUUUAGCAGAUGAUAUCGAUAUGUAUUUUCAAAUGAAAAACUUAAAAUUUUGGAGUAAAGCUUUACCUCUGGAUGCUAUGAUGUACUUGUCCAUGUUAUCCUAACCAACAAAUGGAUAUUCAGAUCUAAUUAUGUACUAUACCCUUGAUAAUGAAUACUUUAUUGAAAUGGAAUUAGCUCGAAGAUUCUAUGAUGUUGGAUCAGGAUUUAAAUGGGACAUAGCUGAUUUUCUUCAAUCUUAAAUAAAAGAGAAGGAGAUGUCCUUUACAUUAUUUGUUAGCACAUUCCAAGAGAUUUAAGAUACUCUUAAUCAUAACAUAAUUAAAUUAGGGAACAUCUUCCAACUUAUGACAUCUUAUGGAUACUAGGUUUACAAUUUUGAUUAGACAAAUGGGUAGAAAGUUAGUUUAUCAAAUGUAUUGUCAGGAUCUUCUAGGACUCAAAAUUGGUUUAUAACCUUUGACUUAGAAAAUAAAAAAAUCUAAAUCAUACUUGAUGAUGUGUUACUUGAAGAACUAAAUUUUAGUAAGGACUCUAUUUUGAAAUAUAGCGAAGUAAAUGACUGGUAAGUCUAAUUAGCUUCAACUGGAGUAUCAGAUGAUUUCCCGAAGUUAGCAAUUAGAUAAUUAAGCAUAUUUCACCCACCACUUACAUAUUAGCAAACGAAAAUGAUUUCCUAGCAAAAGUUAACUAAUUAAUAUAAAGGAACAUAUGAUAUGAUUGAAGGUGUAAGAAUGGAUCAUAAUAAGAUGGUUUUUGGCAAAAUAUCAGGAUCAAAUUUCUUUGACUUGAAAGAGAAUCAAUACAUUGUGCCAAUAAUUGGAUCAUAGAUUGAUGUUGAAAUAGAAGGAAACUGUGCUUAUGGAGCUUAUAAGGUUGGAAGGAUAUGCGUAGAAUAAGCAAAUCUGGUUUUAGCUGGAAAAACAUUAAGUUUAAGUAUCGCUGGUGCCUAAAUAGGAACAAGCUUUACUUGUUAAGGUUGGUUUCUGGUAAAAUAAUUUGAUUCUAGCUCAGUAAUCACAUUUCUGGAAAUAGUUGGAGUAUUUAAACUUAUUUACGAUGCUAAUGUCCUUUAUCUCACUGAUUACUCCAUUACAAAAGAUGUGGCAGACUUUUAAUUUAGUGUAGAUAUUUGGAUGCAUUUGAGUGUUAUAAUGAAAGGUUCUAUUUGGGUCGUUUAUUAAAAUGCAAAAGUUAUUGGUGAGUUUAAUGUAUUUAAGAAUCAACUAUUCAAUAAAGUCUUGACAGAUCUAAAUAUAGGAACAUAAAAUUUAAAGUCUAUGUUAAAGAUAAAAGAAAUAGCAUUAUUUGGACAUGCAAGAGAUCCUACAGAGAUAAGAAUAGAUAUGUUUAAUCAAAUCUCUCGAGUGAAUUACUAAUACUAAUUGCUUGCUUAUUAUCCAUUAAGUGAAACUUCGUAUCAGCUUUUUACUGAUUUAUCAACAUUUAAUCGCUUUGUUGAUUUAGGAACUUAAACCUAAGUAGGGAUAUUUUGGGAUUAUUAAUCAAGAGAUGGUCUUAGUAGUUAAAAUACUAAAUACGAUAGCAAUUAGUUGUACUCACCUGCUAUUCAAUAAGAUAAAACAUUGUUUUUUCCUUAGACAACUCCGACAGUAGAUUAUACUCUUGGAGAGUUCAAAUUAGGCACUGAAUUCUCAAUGAGUUUUCUUAUAAAUGUUUACGAUCCAUCAGUCAUUAUUAGUUCAAAUUUUUUAAUGAGAUUUCAAGCAAAUCUUUUCAGGAUGUCAGUACAAUCUGGUAAAAUAGUUAGCUACUUCUCAGAUGAUGCAGUUGGACUAUUUUUACCUGUCUUAAAUCCAAAUGCAUGGUAAGGAUGUGCCUAAGGUGUUUCAUACAACUUAAAGAGCGGAUAUAACAUGAUAUUUGUCAAUAAUGCUCCAUCAGGCGAUUUAAAAAGAGGGACUUUUAUAGUAUCUCAUUUGCUUCCAUCUGUCAGAUAAAUCAUAGUAUAAGGUCUUAACCUAAAGAUUAGAGAUAUAAGAAUAUAUAGUGAGUUAUUGGAUCCAUUUACCCACUAGAAAUUUAUUCGUUAAGGAAUAUAUCCUAGUUUGACUGUCUAUCCUUGUGUAUUUAUGAUAAGAAUUACAGAUGGUUUCGGUUUAAAAUUGUAUGAAUAAGUCUCAAAUUCUUUAAUCUAAAUUCAAACUUCUGUUGCAGGAAAUUGGCAAUAUUGGUAGACUUCCACCGAUGUAAUUUAUUGUGAUGGAUUUUCCAAAUACUAGAGAGGAAGCUUUUAUUGCUAAAAGUCUGAAAAGUUUUUGAGAUUAGUUUCUGGAGCUUCAUUUUCUUUUCAAAUUCUAAAAAAUGAGAUGUAGAACUCCACUUUGAUGAUAUGGACUUUAGUUCAAGAUUUUGGAACUGAAAUUAAUGCCUUACGAUUCAAACUUUAAAAUAGAUUUGAAUUUAUACUCUAAAACAAUACAAGAUCUCAUUUAUAUAUAGCAAACAAUACCUAUCUAGCCGUGAAUAAUAGAGAUGAUUCAAAAUUUGUUAAAGAGGGCUAAUGGUUCUUAGUUUAUAAUAGAAUUGGUUUACCUGGAGAUAUUAUUAAUAAUUAUAUCGGAAUACCGGCUUAUAUAAACGACACUUUCUCUCAAAUAUAAUUUAGAGGGAGCAAAAUUACGAAUGUUAAAUUAGAAUUUGCACCGAAUAGUGGCGGGCUAACAUUUUAAAUUAAUACGGGUGUAAAUAGUAAAAUAUAUUUCAGAAAUAUGUAACUUUGGAGCACAGCAUUCUCAAUUUAAAUAGCUGAGAGGAGAGCACUCAGGGGCCCAAAUCCAUUAAGAUUUAAAGAUUCAUUAGUAGCUUUAUAUAGAUUUGAUGAGGCAAAAGGUAGUUAUCUCUACAAUACUGCAGCGUUUGAAUAAGAAAUCUCUAACAGAAUAUACUACGAUGAUGCACUCGCUUAUAUUGAUUGGACACAUUACUCUCAAAUCGGAGUAGACCAAUCUACAGAUUCUGAGGACUAGAGAAACUUUUUGUUCUGUUUGGAACCUAAUAUGAGGUGA